This is a messenger RNA of Ictalurus furcatus (blue catfish), 1906 nucleotides long. RefSeq lists its product as uncharacterized. Lineage: Eukaryota; Metazoa; Chordata; Actinopteri; Siluriformes; Ictaluridae. Bases 198 to 941 code for a protein of 247 amino acids. The transcript has 3 exons. The record is from RefSeq and is a predicted model, not a curated record.
ACUCUCAUUUCUGGACCUCGAACUAUUUGAUUGUUACUAUUUAGAAGAGAGAGCCUACAAUUCCAUAGAAAGGUGGAAAUCGCUCUGUUGCUGAGGAUGGCCCCACACGGACGUCCUAAAGAUCAGUGAGGUUACCGAGGAUGGUAACACUUCAGAACCAUGAAGACGGCUUUGGACUAUCAUAAGAAGGAGACACGAUGCCCAAACCACCAACUCUGAAUGGACUGAAGAGGCUGGAGGAGACUGGAUUUGGUAAACCUUAUCCAAGACACGGACUCAAGCUGCUUUACUGGUUUGCUCACGACUGUCUGUAUUUUGAUGACGACAAUAAGAUGUGCUGGCAGUACGAUCCAGAGGAAGGAGAUUUCGGCUUCCACCUUUUUGAAAACAGAAUUGACAAAAACGGUGAUCAACUCCUGCCUGAGGUGGAGCUUGACUACUACAUGGUGGGCAAUCUGAGGAGAGCAGGAGCAGACGACCUGCCAUAUUACGUUCAGGAGGAUUAUAUCCAAAACCGUAAUCACAGCGAGAGAAACAUGGACCGCAUCAUAGUCAGCGUUGAUGAUGAGUGGUUUGACAGAGUCUAUGUGACCGAGCACAGUGAUCGGACAGAUUUCAACAAGGAAGCCACGUACUGCAUCAGCAGGGGCCUCAUUAUGAUUAUCAGGCGGCUGACCUUAGAGAACUUUCUCACAGAAACUGGGUACUGGACAGAAGAGGAUUCUGAUCAGAGUUAUACAGAGGAUGAUGAUGAUGACGAUGAUGAAUAUGAUUAUGUUGUCAGACAAAUUAGGGGCUGGACACUGGAAGCGAACACUGAUCCGAUUACUGGGUAUUCAAGACUGCCAUCGGACUCUGAUCAAAGAUCUGAGGAAGAAGGUGUCGACAGUUCUGGGGAUCAUGAUGAAUACGAAAACUGCUGCAGAUGUAUCAUACUCUAAACUCUGGGUAUAAAAGAUCAAUUAUAAAACUUGCACAAAGUGUACAGGUAUUUAAAUACAUGACUGAACUAUACCCUUCAUAUACGUUGGCCAUACAAGUAAGACCAUGUUAUAGCACAGAGUCAGGUGGCAGGGAAGGGCACAAGUCCAGGUAUGCAAAAGCUUUAUUCAGAAUUCAGGCGACUGGCAAACAGCAUAGACAGGGCAAAACAAGAGAAAACUAUUUGUUCAUGUGGACAGAGGUUAACAUGGACACGCCCACGGUCUCAGUCCGGAUCAGUUUCUGUUUCCUGAGAAGUUAACACAUGCUGUUAGAAAGCCAGAGCAGAGACACAUCUGAAACCCACACACACUACUGAACAACAUCAGGAAAAACCUCUGGAAUAACAGCGUUUUGGAUUUUUAUCAUCAUGAUCAUGCUUCCAGCAAAUAAUGUGUUUUCAGUACACUUUAUGUACUUUUUUUUAGCCGUUUGAGAUGAAAUGGUGGGUGGAUCCUGGCAACUAAGCACGGAUUCCUGGUUAGCAAACAAAACCCGACCAUCAGUCCUGGAGGAGUUCAGGACACAGCUCUUGCUCUCCUGAACUCUCAUUUCUGGACCUCAAACUAUUUGAUACUAUUUAGAAGAGAGAGUCUACAAUUCCAUAGAAAGUAAGUUUAAAAUGAUGAUGUCAUUUCUUUCGGGGUUAACAUUACACACUGAGUACGUGUUUAGAUCUUACUGUUUUAUUAUAAGACUACAUUUAUAUAUAUCAUACUAUUAUUCUAUAGUAACAUUGAAUACCACUUUGUUCAAAAGUAGAGCUGAAGAUACAGUAAGAACAUACACUGAUCUGUGGAAGCCAGUAGGAGCAGUUACAGACACAUACGAGGGGGAAUGCCAGGGAAUUUUGGAUGAUUCUUUACACUGUACAGGCCGUAUCUCUUUGAACAAUACGAUCAAUAAAAUGUACUCAGUCCUGUAA